AUGUCGCGAUGUAAUGAGCAAUGGAUUGUCGGUACGACACAACGGGAAUUUAACAGCAGUGAUUUACUAUAUUUACUAACUGGGCUGGCAUUUAUCAUCGUACCAUGGAAUACUCUUUUAUGUUACAUCAGCUGGCAAUGCAUGAAAAUUACACCAAGCAGUUUUUCACUAUCGCUUCCACGCGGUACUUUAAGUGGCAUUCAAAAAUGUCCUCUUGUACUGUUUAUCCUAAAGAUAAUCCUCUUGGCAUGUUUGCUUCUUUCAUCAUGGAUUCCCGCAGUAGUAACCUGCACAAGUCGUGGUCUAGGACGUCAUAUCGCUGAAUUAAUAUUCCUGCCACAGAUAUUUCAUAAUACUUCACCGUUAUCUCUAUUUUUCAUCCCGUUCGGUUUUCUGCCAGUGAUGCAUAUCCCAGCUGUUGCAUUUUGUAUGAUCAUUACAGUUAGUGAAGAAACUUAUCACGUGAGCGCAAUAAAAACAAUCAUGAUAUACUGCAGUACUGUAUUCGCCAUUCUUUAUUACCUAUCAGCAUAUUUCAUGCACAAAGCAAUUAAUUCAUUUAAGGAGUCAUAUAAUUUGGAAUGUGCUGUUAAAACGAGACACUGGAUGGUGGCAGUGAUAUUUGCAUACUUGAUUGGUGCCUCGUGUAUGAUAACGGCUGUUCUCCUGAUUAUCAUCCGACUGACUGAAGCAAGCAGUAAGAAGAAAGAUGACCCUUUGAUGAAUGAAGAUGUGGUGGAAUCACCUGGAGAAGCAAGCAAUGUAUCAGUGAGUACCGCACAGUCUGUACCAUUUCAUUCGAACUACGGUACCAUCGAACUCUCACCACAGCCAUUUGUCGUUAAUAGCGAUAGCAAUGGAAUCCUGAAUCUGAGAAAUGCUUACAGCAAUCAAUGGGUUGCUAUUCGAAUUCUUACCAACAACGACGAAUUAAACAUUCAUCCAACCAAAUUUCUGUUACCACCAGGACGUAUCAGCGCUGCCGAAGUGACGAUGGCAAAUUAUGAUGUAGUGAACGAAGAGCUGCCUAGCCGGAUCCUUAUACAAUGGUACACAAUAGGAGCGUACUGUCCAGCACGAAACGUGGACACCCUGUGGACAAGACCAUACUAUGUUCCACGUGAUCAAUGGCAUUACAAAAUUAUUCGUAUUUAUCCCGGUUUUAUCUGA
Messenger RNA from Loa loa (African eye worm), 1170 nucleotides. RefSeq lists its product as hypothetical. The record is from RefSeq and is a predicted model, not a curated record. Lineage: Eukaryota; Metazoa; Nematoda; Chromadorea; Rhabditida; Onchocercidae. The coding region runs from base 1 to 1170 and encodes 389 amino acids. The transcript has 6 exons.